GCCGCCCUGUGGAAUAUUAUUAUCAGCAUGUUAUCGGAUCGGUUCAGGACAGUUUCAAACCAAACAAAACAUUUGCACAGUAUCAAAAUUGUUGCCGUUUCUUUCGCUUCGUUUUGUCCCUAGUAAACACUCCACCACGCAAAAUCGAAUCGAAUCGAGCUAAAUUUUCCUAAUCCUUGGAAAAUCGGCGGAAAAGCGCAAAAAUUGCAUACAUUAAUGAAGAGGUUUCAGCAGCAACAGGUACCGAGGUUCGGCAAGACGGCUAAGUUUGUUCCAGAUGACAAAAUGCAGCGUUGCAACCAGAACAGCGGCAACACUACCAUCAAUACGACCAGCAACACCAACAGCAGCAGCAACAAGCGCUGCCCACAGAAAUACACCGGCAACAACCUAGCAUCAACCAAUGGCAUGAUGGCCUACCAGCAACAUGCAACAGCUACGACAGCAACAUUGCAGCACGGCAGCAACACCGGCAACAAGCACACAACUCGCAAGAGUCGCUACAACACCAACAAGCAACACCAGCAGCAGCAACACCAUCAGCAGCAGCAGCAAUCCAAUGCCUUUGGGAAUAUUCAGAAGCGGAAUGGAAUCGCUGGAAUAACCGGAAGUGAAUCCUCGCCCUCACGACCCCCUUCGAAUUGGCUGGAAAGGGGCUACGGACAUCGGUUGGCCAGUUCUUCAUGCAUCGAAGACAAAUUUCUGGGCCAGCACAAUCCGGGUCAUCGCAAUAGCACCAGCAGCGAGGCGACCAGCGAGGACAUGGACUCCAGCAGGGAGCAUCUGAACAAGCCGAAAGGCAACUUGAAUGGCGGCAACGGCGGUGGCCAUGUUGCAGGUGCUCCCAGCGGCAACAAGUCGCGCUCAAAGCGCCAGCAGAAGCAGCUCCGCAAUCCUGACCAAAAUUGUGGCCAGAAGCCGGGAGCCAGUGCCUCGAUUGGUGGCCAGAAAACCGCCAAGCAGACUGCUGGUGGCAAGUGGCGUCAGCAACAGCAACAGUCCAACCCCGGCAGCAACAACCCACAGCAGCAGCAGCAACAGAAGCGCAACAGCAACAAGAAACCCGGCAAGUGCAACAGCAACAUUGGCGGUCAUCCCGGCAGCAACAUCUCGAAGCACGGCAGCAACGCGCAGCGGAAAACCUGCGACAGCAGCUCCUCCUCGGCCUUGAGUUCGCCCACCAGUUCGCCAACGAGUUCGCCCCAUGCGAAUGGCAACCGGAAGCGGAUCGAGCGCUCCCUAAUGCCCGGCGUGGCCACUCUGGAAUGGCGCCGAGAGCGGGACCGUUGCAGGCAGAACGCCAACUUCCUGGUGCCGCCGCUCCGCCAGUACGAGCAACUGGAUCUGGACGACCGGGCUGUGAUGCAGCAGCUGCGGCGCCAUGUCAUCGACCACCAUCUGCUAAGGGUCUACGGCUUUCCCGUGGAAUCCGUGGUGCACGAGGGCGCCAUCGAGAUCUUCAAGUGCCUGCCACACAUGAGUUUUGCCGCUGCCCUGGCGGAAACUGCUCCGGCCGUCACCGUGAUCAACUGCCACGAUGGGUUAAGCAACCAAGAGGAGGUGGCCACCUCGAGCGACUCCGGGAACAGCUCACCCCGCUCCCUGGACUCCGAGUCCGGCGGCGAGUGGAGCGGCAGCGAGUGCGAGUCCUCCAACUCCUCCUCCGUGUCCUCCUCCUCCUCCGCCGGCUGCGAUGGCGAACUGGGUCUGGAGCUCAAGUACUGCCAGUACGUGCAGGUGGAGCGCAGCCUGGCCAAGCCCUGUGCCCGCUGCAAGCGGCACUUCCUGGUGGACGAGCUGACGGGUCAGUACCUGACGCGCGAGGAGUGCCACUACCACUCGGGCAAGUACCAGCGCUACUACGACGGCGUCUGCCAUGGACGCUGGACCUGCUGCCACGAGGGCGAGGAAUCCUCGCCGGGCUGCUGCCUCAGUGACCGGCACGUGUGGACGGGCUCGGUGGUGGGGGUCAACGGACCCUACUACGACUUCGUGCGGACCCAGCACCGGGAGCAGCCCUCAUCCAUCGACGGCGACGAGCCCGCUGCCUACGCCCUUGACUGCGAGAUGAGCUACACGGGUCGUGGCCUGGACGUGACCAAGGUCUCACUGGUGGCCCUCAACGGGCAGCUGGUGUACGAGCACUUUGUGCGGCCCGAGUGCGACAUCAUUGACUACAACACCCGGUACUCGGGCAUCACGGAGCGGGACCUGCGCUCCGGCGCCAAGAGUCUGGCCGAGGUGCAGCGGGAUCUGCUCGAUCUGAUCGCCGCGGACACCAUCCUCAUUGGCCACGGACUGGACAACGACCUGCGCGCCCUACGCCUGGUGCACAACACCCUGAUCGACACCUCGAUCAGUUUCCCGCACUGCAGUGGCUUUCCCUACCGCCGGGCACUGAGGCACCUCACCAAGGUGCACCUGAAGCGGGAGAUCCAGAGUGGCGACGGCACCACGGGACACAGCAGCUUCGAGGAUUCGCGGGCUUGCAUGGAACUGAUGCUGUGGCGCAUCAAUCGCGAGCUGGAUCCCACAUGGAGCUGGGAGGAUUAGGGUAGGCGGGGGUAUAGGCUUGGGGGAACACAUGGGGGCCAGCAAGUACUUUUAGAAGUUAAGCCAGUUGUAGGAUCGCCUAGUUUGUACUGUAUUCAACAAGAAAACAAUCCGAAAAUCUCAGCUGCGUCGUUCACCUGGCAAUCGGUUUCUAUAAUACUGAUGUAUCUGAUGCAUCGGCCUUAUAUAGGGCCCCAUUGCCAGAUGUUGGCUCAACGUAUCCAUAUAUCAAGUAAUUCGCUAAAAUGAAAUGACAAAAAACGCAAAAGAAGCAAACAAAAAAAAGGAGGAUAAUCAUUAUUUAUAUGCAAUACAUAAGGUGUAUUUUGUAAGCGUAUAUCUAUAGAGAAAAAUAGAACUUUAAUCUACAUAUGUAUAUACAUACAUUGUUUUUUUUUUCUUGAUUAAUUUCGAACCACGAGAAAAUGUACUGAAGUUUUAACUGUGAUGUUUUUUUCACUUUCUCACAUAUUUACACGUCAAAUGAAAAUAAAAAUGAAAAGUAAAAGUAAAAACAAAAACAAAAACAAAAACAAAAAAAAAAGAAUAGAAAAAUACAAAAAUAUAUACAUACAUCCGCGCAUUCAUUAUUUUUUUAAGAAGCACAGAAGAAAGGCAAUACAAAUACUUUUUUAUUUUGACCACAACUUUCAACUAAAGUCACUCCAUUUAUUAUAACUUACCUUUACCUUUAGGUUUCGUUUCAUUUCUUUUCGUUUUACCUCCUACCAUUUAUAUUAUUAUGUUACGAAUAAAGCAUCUCAUAUACAAAUGGAAACGAAGUAAAAGUAAAGUUUAACUUGAACUACUUUAUACACUAUGCAUAAACGCAAGUUAGGUUAAUCUUAUGUUUUUUUUUCCAAACGUUUUGAUUAUUUAUUUAACGAAUUCUCGCGACAAGUUCAUUGAAAAUUUCUUCAAGUGUAAAAUUUUUCACAUUGAACUCCAUUUUAGGCUAAGCAAUUAUUUUUUUGUUUUCUAUCGAGUAACUAUCGACGAUUAACCAUUAUUCCUUGACUCUGAUUUUCUAAAGAGAGACGAGGAGUAUUUUAUUCGAAAAUCGAUGUUCCUAGCAGCAUAAGUUUCAGCACUAAUACACUGCAAUAAGCGGCUGUUUUUACAUUGAACGGAAGAAAAAAGAAAAGAUGCACAACGACAAAAUUGAAAGAGAAUAAAAGAAACAAUGAUUUGUUAAAACUAAA
Molecule: messenger RNA, 3755 nt
Organism: Drosophila gunungcola (fruit fly)
Lineage: Eukaryota; Metazoa; Arthropoda; Insecta; Diptera; Drosophilidae
Gene: prage
Exons: 3
Coding region: 217-2553 (778 amino acids)
Cellular component (GO): nucleus
Molecular function (GO): exonuclease activity; nucleic acid binding
Source: RefSeq, a predicted model, not a curated record